UCAUCCUUCAGAUUGGAAAAAGAACCAACAAAAUGGCGACGACAUUCGGAGGAGCAACCGUGCUUGUCGUGAUUGCCUCAGUGAUGAUGGGAGCUUCAGUGGCCUAUCCAGGGUGGAACGACAACAGCGGCUACGCUUGGCCUCCGAGGCAGGACAAUCAUCCCACCGAGGUCCCUCCGAAGAAGGUCAUCGUCGGCGGGUCCGAGAAUUGGCAUUUCGGGUUUGAUUACGCCGCCUGGGCUUACAAGAGCGGCCCGUUUUACGUCAACGACACCCUCGUGUUCAAGUACGACCCGCCGAGCAACAACAACACGCAUCCGCACAGCGUCUACAUGUUCCGGAGCUUCUGGAGCUACAUGAGGUGCGACCUCAAGAGGGCGACCAUGGUGGCCAAUGUGUCGGACGGCGCGGGAGACGGCUUCGAGUUCACCUUGAGCCAGAAGUGGCAGUUUUACUUCUUCGCGUGCGGCGAGAGCGGCGGCCUCCACUGCUCCACCGGGAAGAUGCGGUUCUCCGUCGUGUCGCUUCCUCGCCCCUGGAAGUGGCACGGCUGAUUGGCCCCCAAUAAGCUACGGAAGAGGCAGUGCCAAUGCUUAUUAUGUUUCCAAAAGUUUGUUUUUUUUUUUAAAUAUACCUUUUCAACUAAGUUCAUGGUAUGAGUUAUCCGUCUCCGUUGAAGUUGUAUUGGGUUGUUCUUGUUCUAGCAAACAAUAAGUUCUUUUGGGUUUGCAAUAACUUUGUGACUCUUCUAAUAC
Molecule: messenger RNA, 755 nt
Organism: Rhodamnia argentea
Lineage: Eukaryota; Viridiplantae; Streptophyta; Magnoliopsida; Myrtales; Myrtaceae
Exons: 2
Coding region: 33-554 (173 amino acids)
Molecular function (GO): electron transfer activity
Source: RefSeq, a predicted model, not a curated record